AUGUAUGAAAAUAAAAUAGUACCUCUUCAAAUGGAUAGACGAAAAUACUUACAGAGUUGUAUUGAAAAUAUGUCUAUAACCUUUGUGUUAUUUGGUACUAUAAAUAUUUUCUUUAAUUUAUUGAUAAACCUUAUAAAUAUAGGAAGAAUAAAUUACGAGCAUUUUUUUAAAUUAUUUUCCAUUACCUCUGGGUUAUGGAUUGUUAUAAUUUUAGUACAAAUUACAAGUUACUUAUUUUCGUCAGGAUUUUUCGAAAAAUUGGCUACUAUAUUUUUACAUGACAAUGAAAGGAAUAAGGGUGAUACCUGGAAUAUUAAAAGCAUUGGGAUGUUCUUAAUUAAUAUUAUAACACUUGGAUGGUUGUCCAUUUUUUCCUUCUAUGGAAUAUUUUCAUAUAUAACAAAUAGCUUCGAUUUAAUAAAUAAUUUUAUGCUUUCCACAACUAUUUUAAAUUUUUCAGUAAAUUUACUUUUCGUCCUUAACCAA
Molecule: messenger RNA, 486 nt
Organism: Plasmodium reichenowi
Lineage: Eukaryota; Apicomplexa; Aconoidasida; Haemosporida; Plasmodiidae
Exons: 8
Source: RefSeq, a predicted model, not a curated record